AUAAUGGAAUUAUCAAGAGAUAUCAUGGAUGGUCUUACUAAUAUUCUAAACACAAAUAUUAUUACUGAUGAUAUUUUUCUACAAAUUUUAGACAUGGCUACUUCGUAUAUAUAUGAGAAUCCUGCAGAAAUAAAAUGUAUUAUCAAAACGGUUGACUCAAAACCAAUUUUAACGAAGAAGAUUUUUGCUGAUAUGGUAUGUUUACUUGUAGAAGCUGCUCGGUAUGAUUUAGAUGAAGAAAGCUUAAGAAAUUUCUUAAAUCUUCUAUAUAUUGACGAAAAAAGAACUAACAAAUUAUGUGAAGUAUACAUUAACAAUAAAACAGCAAUACAGUCUCAGUUGGAAUUGAUAGGCAGUAAUCCACCACACAUCAUUGAUGUAGACUGGCAUUUGGAUUACUGUGUCAAGUUGGACAUGUGUAAUUCAUUGGGUGUUCCCCUUUAUCAUGUGCGAUUUACUACUAAGGAACAUGAAACAACAAAUCAUGUAACAUUUUCAUGUACAAUACAACAGUUGCAAGAACUGGUGUUUAAGCUCAAAGAUGCCAUCAGAUACUCAGAGAAGCUGACUAAUGUUUAA
Habropoda laboriosa is the source of this 579-nucleotide messenger RNA. RefSeq names its product COMM domain-containing protein 3-like. The record is from RefSeq and is a predicted model, not a curated record. Gene Ontology annotation, biological process: sodium ion transport. Lineage: Eukaryota; Metazoa; Arthropoda; Insecta; Hymenoptera; Apidae. The coding region runs from base 4 to 579 and encodes 191 amino acids. The transcript is spliced from 3 exons.